Exaiptasia diaphana is the source of this 1478-nucleotide messenger RNA. RefSeq names its product 23 kDa integral membrane protein. Lineage: Eukaryota; Metazoa; Cnidaria; Anthozoa; Actiniaria; Aiptasiidae. Gene Ontology annotation, cellular component: membrane. The record is from RefSeq and is a predicted model, not a curated record.
UUUCGCAAGUGAGCAGCGUUCAAACACCAAGAAGGAAGGGAAAGUUGUGUGCAAGUUCGCUUUUAAAAGAAGAAGAAAAAUGGCGUCUGGUGGCAUGGUAAUCGUGAAAUAUCUACUCUUUAUCUUCAACUUUAUAUUUUGGCUAAGUGGUUUGGCACUGAUCAUUGUUGGUGCUMUUGUCAAGAAGGAGUAUGGGGAUUUCUUGAAAGUGUCYRACACUUCUAACUUUGCAUCAGCUCCAGUGUUUUUGAUUGUAGUUGGUGUAAUUGUGGCUGUUGUUGGAUUCCUGGGAUGCUGUGGAGCCAUCAAGGAAAACUACUGCAUGGUGACAACUUUCAAGUGCUGUGGAUUUGAUAAAGGACCACAAGACUACACAGACAAUGGUGAAAAAGUUCCAGCUUCCUGUCCCUCAGCUUCAAAUUCCACACAAGUAAAGAACUGUGUCAAGGGACUUGAACAAAAUUUGAAAUCGCAUCUUGUAAUUAUUGGUGGUGUUGGUGUUGGUAUUGCAUUUGUCCAGCUUGUUGGAAUCCUCUUUGCCUGCUGCAUGAUGAGAUCCAUCAAGAAAGAGUAUGAGGUCGUGUAAUUCUUGUAGUCUAAUAUUUGCAGUCAUAUUCACCAUAAAGUUCUGUGAGCUUGGUGAAGGGGUAGUACCUUUAAUCACAUAAUUGUUCUUYCUUUAAUGUAUUUUCAUGUAGUCCAGAGAGUCAUUCUCUUAAAUGAUUCUUUAGAGUGUCAAAUUAUAAAGUUUAAAUAAGGGAUGGGUCAUAUUUGCAUAGUCAGUAUAUCAGGUCGAUCAGGUUCUUGUUACUUWGACGGGCUUUGACUCCAAUCAUUCUUAUAAGUCAUGUCAGUAGCCAGAACCUCAGCCCUAAAGCGUAACCAUAGUCCCUUUCAGUCAUGCAAUCUCCCUUCAACAAUCGCCGUUCUCACCGACAACGUUUUUUUAAAAAAAUAGGCGUAUGUAAUCUAUCUUACAUCAAAUCUUUGAAAAAUCGUCCCUCUGAUUUCUUUACUCAGUAUUCAUUUUUGGUACUCAGAGUAUAGUGUCAACAGAACACUAUUCUCUAUUUUUUUGUGCUUAAAGGUACUCCGCUGUUUUUCGAAAGAUUUGUACUAUCAUUUGUACUGAGAASCUCGCUAAAAAGUGUUUAAUUCAAACUGAUUUAAAUCUGUAUAACUUGUAUAGUGCAUUGUCAUAUAAAUCAAACUUGUUUUCGCAUAGCUUAGCUUCUAUAAAUACGAGGAGUGACUUAUAACGAUAAAGAAAAACAACUUUAUACUUUUAGURUGUCUAGUUUCGYGUUAUCAGYGUCUUUCRAGGCACCRCAGCAGUUAUCGCUGAGUUCYAWCUCAUCGAGACCGAGCUCCAACAACUCCUYAUUAACUGUUAAUAUUGAUUGCUUCCAUACUUGCACUAUCGUUAAAUGUUGUAAAGUCUAGGGGAAUAAAUUAAUUAAAUUAAUUUUGUUUGUGAA